Molecule: messenger RNA, 1203 nt
Organism: Trypanosoma rangeli
Lineage: Eukaryota; Euglenozoa; Kinetoplastea; Trypanosomatida; Trypanosomatidae
Product: UDP-Gal or UDP-GlcNAc-dependent glycosyltransferase
Exons: 1
Coding region: 1-1203 (400 amino acids)
Cellular component (GO): membrane
Molecular function (GO): hexosyltransferase activity
Source: RefSeq, a predicted model, not a curated record
AUGUCGCGCGCCGCCCCGCGUCGCCGGGCCAAGGCGAGGGCAAAGACUGCCCUGCUUCUCGUCGGGCUGGUGUGCGUUCUGGCGGUGGUGGUCGUCGUCGUUGUGGCGCCCUUGUCACGGGACGCCGCUGUUGGCCCACCACUCAUGCCGUGGAGCGUGGACGCGGUCCCUGCUGAGGCGCUCUACCGCUUCCUCCUGGGGAGUGGGCCGGAGGUGCUGCGUCACAUCCCAUACCGUACUUGGAAGACGUGGUGUGAGCGGCGUUUUUUAGUCGUGCUCGGUGUCCCGUCUGUGGACAGCCCGCCGCACAGGCUGCGUCGUGACCUGCAGCGUGCAUCGUGGCUACGCUAUGUUGGGGUCGCCACGAGGGCGAAUAAUUUUACCGGGGAUAUGCUGGUCUUGUUUGUGCUUGGGCGUCACCACUCACAAGGCUAUGUUUACUCGUCGGCUGUGCAGGAGGAGGCCGCGCAGUUCUCUGAUGUGUUGGCGUUAGCCAUGAACGAUGGCCGCCCCACUACAGGGAAACGCAUUGGCGGUAGUGGUCAUUGGGGACUGGCAGCAGAGGUUGGCACAAGCCGCAAGUCUAUGAUGUGGUACACUACCGCGCUUCGCCUUUUUCCUCAUGCAAGCUACAUUGCAAAGGCCGACGAUGAUGUGUUUAUUCGUGUCCCACAGUUUCUUGCCGACUUGCACGCACUGCCUCGUCGUGGGCUGUACUGGGGGCGGGUGAUGCAAUGGUUGCCCCAAAAGGGCAACCGCAGCAGCGUGUUUUACUUUGUCGGUGGCAUGUGCAUCACGAUGGCGAGAGACGUGGUGGAGGACAUCACCGCCUUCAGCCCACUACGUCGCCUCUUAGAUUCGCCUCUCGACUCCUCCAACCGGGCUGAGGCCGCCCGGUUUAGUUCCCUCAAUGCCGAGCACGAGGAUGUGAUGUUGGGGCGGGCUCUCUACGAGAUGAGAAGGCCCAACAUUGCCUUUGUGAUUGAAAAAACGUGUCGCUUUCAUGAUGUUCACACGGGCGCCAAUAGGGCGCGCGUCACGUCUCGCUCCGUCGUGGUACAUCACUUAAAGGAGGAGGAGUACGCGCUGCUCGCACUCCGCUUCGCCAAUCGGAGCGCUGACACGGUGAAGCCAAUGACCUUUAAGCGUCGCUCCGGCCCUCUUGGGGAAGUGGGGCAGGUGCGGUACAGUUAUGACUGCUGA